Pseudophryne corroboree (corroboree frog) is the source of this 8553-nucleotide messenger RNA. It is a transcript of the gene RIOX2, whose product is annotated as ribosomal oxygenase 2. The record is from RefSeq and is a predicted model, not a curated record. Gene Ontology annotation, cellular component: nucleolus. The coding region runs from base 357 to 1775 and encodes 472 amino acids. Gene Ontology annotation, molecular function: histone H3K36 demethylase activity; histone H3K4 demethylase activity. Lineage: Eukaryota; Metazoa; Chordata; Amphibia; Anura; Myobatrachidae. The transcript has 11 exons.
CACUAGGUGUCUCCCUACAGAGCAGCAGCUCCCAGGACAGUGUCUUCUUCUUGCCUCUUUCAUUGCUUGCAGCAGCAGAAGGCAUGCUGGGAUACUGAGUACAGCUCACACGUGUGUGUAUACUGUGCCUGGGACAAGCUGAGCUUAGGGUACAGCCGGUGCGGGUGUGCAGUGACUGUCAGGACAGGUGUCAAAUUUGUGACCCAAGACUCAUUAACCCUUGCAAAACUGAAUGAACUGAAUAAGAAGCUGGCGUUCGAAUAAGAAGUGAAUAAGAAGCUAGAGCUUGAAUAAGAAGUGAAUAAGAAGCUGGCCGAAUAAGAAGCUAACUUCAGCCUCGUGUUUGGACUGUGGUAAUGAAUAUGCCACGGAGAGAGGCGCCGGCGGAUGCCGAGGAUGAAUCACCGGCAACGAAAAAAAUGCGGCACCAGCCCAGUGUUCCAUCUAUGGACUUUGCCACGCCGCGGAGCCUUUUUGAAAGCUUAAUUGCCCCUGUGACAAGUGAGGAAUUCUUCCGCACUUACUGGGAGAAAAAGCCUUUGUUAAUCCGUCAGAACAGCCCUGAUGUGCGCAGUUAUUGCCAGUCUCUAUUCACCAUGAAGGACUUAAGACAUGCCAGUAAAAAAGGCGUGUACUAUGGACGAGACGUGAACAUGUGCAAGUGCAAAGACAGAAAGAAAGUGGUUUUACAAAGACGUGGAAAAGCCACUUACCUGGAGAUGUUGAAAGAUUUCAGGCGUUCCAAAGCGACAAUACAGUUUCAUCAGCCUCAAAGAUUCAAUGACAAGCUGUGGCACAUUAUGGAGAAACUGGAGUGUUACUUUGGCACACUAGUUGGGUGUAAUGUUUAUAUCACACCGUCUGAAUCGCAGGGGCUGCCCGCGCACCAUGAUGAUGUUGAGGUCUUCAUUCUACAAGUAGAAGGGGAGAAGCACUGGCGCCUCUAUGCCCCCCUCAUCCCUCUGGCCAGAGAAUACGAUGUGGCCCCCGCUGACAAAGUCCUAACUCAGACCCAUGACCUCUUACUAAAGGAAGGUGACCUGCUGUAUUUUCCCAGAGGAGUCAUUCAUGAAGCUGACACUCCAGCCAGCUCAUCGCAUUCCACCCAUGUGACGAUCAGCACCUACCAGAACACCUCCUGGGCAGACUACCUGCAGGACUUGCUGCCGUCUCUCCUGAAUGACGCAGCAAUGAGUGAUGUGAAACUGAGGAAGGGCAUUCCUUUGCAACAGCUACUGCACUUGGAUCCCAGCAGCGUGGCAGAAACUCUGACCGGCCUCUUGUCUACCAUAGCCAAGAGGAUAGAGGCCAGGUGUCCGCUGAGGUCUUCAGAAAUGCUGCGCGAUUUCAUGGCGCACAGAUUACCGCCAUAUCUGGAUGUUGGUUCAUCGCUGUACAUGGAGAAAAGAGGUGACAUGAGAACGGACGACCCACCAAACAUAAACAGCACGAUCAAACUGCAGUACCAGGAUUAUGCAGCCAUCGCAAUAGAUAAGGUUCCAAAACUGCUUAAUCCCAAAGAAGAAUUGAUGAUUUACGUCUACCAUGCAUUGAAGAAUAACAGAAAGACACAUAUGGUCUCGGACAAUGAAGAAAGCCCUCCUGUGACUGGCUUGCGUUUCCCACUCUCCCACAUGAGCGCUCUAAAAGCAAUCUGGGAGAAUAAGCCGCUGCGUGUCAAAGAUUUGCCUCUAGAGAGUGACCACGACAAGGAAACCCUGGUGCUGUCCCUCUGGACUGAGGGAUUAAUGGAGAACAUCCCUGCCGAAGCUUAAAUACUGAUUCCCUUCAUUGUGUCCAAGCCGAAGCUGACAUUCUUACAUAAUAUGUUCACGGUGGCCCCCUACUUCCCAGUAAAAUGUGCCUUCCGCUGCCUUAGUGCUGUCUCAUAGAUGGCCUGUAAUCGCUCGUUUUAGUUACAGCCAAGAAUAGAGAAAAAUACAAUGAGGUGGGACAGUCCUUUGCAAGGGGACGUGAAAGCUGAAUGCACUGCUGAACCCAGGAUUUGCACCUUUGUGCUACACUUGUGCCUUUUCUCGAACGUCCUAGUGGAUGCUGGGGACUCCGUAAGGACCAUGGGGAAUAGACGGGCUCCGCAGGAGACAUGGGCACUUUAAGAAAGAAUUUAGAUUUUGGUGUGCUCUGGCUCCACCCUCUAUGUCCCUCCUCCAGACCCCAGUUUGAAUCUGUGCCCGGACGAGCUGGGUGCUGUUCAGUGAGCUCUCCUGAGCUUGCUGUAAGAAAGUAUUUUGUUAGGUUUUUUAUUUUCAGGGAACUCUGCUGGCAACAGACUCCCUGCAUCGUGGGACAGAGGGGAGAGAAGCAGCCCUACUCUCUGAAGCUAGGUCCUGCUUCUUAGACUACUGGACACCAUUAGCUCCAGAGGGAUCGUACACAGGAUCUCACCCUCGUCGUCCGAUCCCACCCUCGUCGUCCGAUCCCAGAGCCGCGCCGCCGUCCCCCUCGCAGAGCCGGAAGACAGAAGCCGGGUGAGUAUGAGAAGCAAGAAGACUUCGAAAUCGGCGGCAGAAGACUCCGUUCUUCACAUGAGGUAACGCACAGCACUGCAGCUGUGCGCCAUUGCUCCAAACACACCUCACAUACUCCGGUCACUGUAAGGGUGCAGGGCGCAGGGGGGGGCGCCCUGGGCAGCAUAUGGACCUCUGUUGGCAAAAGUAUUCAUAUAUACAGUUGGGCACUGUAUAUAUGUAUGAGCCCCCGCCAAAAAGAUAUGUAUUUUAGCGGGACAGAAGCCCUCCGUCGAGGGGGCGGGGCUUCUCCCUCAGCACUCACCAGCGCCAUUUUUUCUCCACAGCUCCGCUGAGAAGAAGCUCCCCAGGCUCUCCCCUGCAGAUCACGGUAGAAAAGGGUAAAAGGAGAGGGGGGGCACAUAAUUAGGCGCUAAAAACACAAUAUACAGCAGCUACUGGGUUAACAUUAAGUUACUGUGUUAUUCCUGGGUUAUAUAGCGCUGGGGUGUGUGCUGGCAUACUCUCUCUCUGUCUCACCAAAGGGCCUUGUGGGGGAACUGUCUUCAAAAAGGGCAUUCCCUGUGUGUGUGGUGUGUCGGUACGCUUGUGUUGACAUGUCUGAUGAAGAAGGCUAUGUGGAAGCAGAGCGGGAGCAAAUGAAUGUGGUGUCUCUGCCGACGGCACCGACACCUGAUUGGAUGGAUAUGUGGAAGGUUUUAAAUGAUAAUGUUAAUUCCUUACAUAAAAGGUUGGAAAAAGCUGAAGCCUCAGGACAGUCAGGGUCCCUACCCAUGCCUGAUCCUAUGUCGCAGAGGCCGACAGGGUCUCAGAAGCGCCCACUAUCCCAAAUUAUUGACACGGAUACCGACAUGGAUUCUGACUCCAGUGUCGAUUACGAUGAUGCAAAGUUACAGCCAAAAUUGGCUAAAUCCAUCCGUUAUAUGAUUAUAGCUGUUAAGGAUGUGUUGCACAUCACAGAGGAAACCCCAGUCCCUGACAGGAGGGUUCAUAUGUAUGGGGAAAAGAAGCUGCAGGUAACUUUUCCCCCCUCACACGAGCUCAAUGAGUUAUGUGAAAAGGCUUGGGAAUCUCCAGAUAAAAAACUGCAGAUUUCCAAAAGGAUUCUGGCGUAUCCUUUCCCGCCAACGGACAGGUUACGCUGGGAAUCCUCCCCUAGGGUGGACAAAGCUUUGACACGCUUAUCCAAGAAGGUAGCCUUGCCGUCACAGGAUACGGCUACCCUCAAAGAUGCUUCGGAUCGCAAACAAGAGGUUACCCUGAAGUCCAUUUAUACACAUUCAGGUACCUCACUGAGGCCGGCAAUCGAGUCGGCUUGGGUGUGUAGUGCUGUAGCAGCAUGGACGGAUACCUUAUCUGAGGAACUUGAUACCUUAGACAAGGAUACUAUAUUAAUGACCCUGGGGCAUAUUAAAGACGCUAUCCUUUAUAUGAGAGAUGCUCAGAGAGACAUUAGCCUACUAGGUUCUAGAAUAAAUGCUAUGUCGAUUUCUGCCAGAAGGGUCCUGUGGACUCGGCAAUGGACAGGUGAUGCCGACUCAAAAAGGCACAUGGAGGGUUUUACCUUACAAGGGUGAGGAAUUAUUUGGGGAGGGUCUCUCGGACCUGGUCUCCACAGCUACGGCUGGAAAGUCAAAUUUUUUGCCAUAUGUUUCCUCACAGCCUAAGAAAGCACCGUAUUACCAAAUGCAGUCCUUUCGAUCACAGAAAAACAAGAAAGUCCGAGGUGCGUCCUUUCUUGCCAGGGGCAGGGGCAGAGGAAAGAAACUGCACUACACAGCUAGUUCCCAGGAACAGAAGUCCUCACCGGCUUCCACUAAAUCCACCGCAUGACACUGGGGCUCUACAAGCGGAGCUAGGCCCGGUGGGGGCGCGUCUCCGAAAUUUCAGCCACAAGUGGGUUCACUCCCAGUUGGAUCUCUGGGCAAUAGAUAUUGUGUCUCAGGGAUACAAGCUGGAAUUCGAAGAGAUACCCCCUCACCGAUACCUCAAAUCGGCCCUGCCAGCUUCCCCCUUAGAGAGGGAAAUAGUGUUAACUGCAAUUCACAGAUUGUAUCUUCAACAGGUGGUGGUCAAGGUUCCCCUCCUUCAACAAGGAAAGGGUUAUUAUUCGACCAUGUUUGUGGUACCGAUACCGGACGGUUCGGUCAGACCCAUAUUGAAUUUAAAAUCCCUGAACAUGUACCUAAAAAGGUUUCGGUUCAAGAUGGAAUCGCUGAGAGCGGUCAUUGCAAGCCUGGAAGGGGGGGAUUUUAUGGUGUCUCUGGACAUAAAGGAUGCAUACCUUCAUGUCCCCAUUUAUCCACCUCAUCAGGCGUACCUCAGAUUUGUGGUACAGGAUUGUCAUUACCAAUUUCAGACGUUGCCGUUUGGUCUCUCCACGGCUCCGAGAAUAUUUACCAAGGUAAUGGCGGAAAUGAUGGUACUCCUGCGGAAGCAAGGGGUCACAAUUAUCCCAUACUUGGACGAUCUCCUCAUAAAAGCGAGGUCAAGAGAGCAGUUGCUGAUCAGUGUAGCACGUUCUCUGGAAGUGUUAAGGCAACACGGCUGGAUUCUAAAUAUUCCAAAGUCGCAGUUGGUUCCUACGACUCGUCUGCCUUUCCUGGGCAUGAUUCUGGACACAGACCAGAAAAUGGUUUAUCUCCCGAUAGAGAAGGUUCAGGAACUCAUGACACUGGUCAGGGACCUAUUAAAACCAAAACAGGUGUCAGUGCAUCACUGCACUCGAGUCCUGGGAAAGAUGGUGGCAUCAUACAAGGCCAUUCCCUUCGGCAGGUUCCAUGCGAGAACCUUUCAGUGGGACUUACUGGACAAAUGGUCCGGAUCACAUCUUCAGAUGCAUCGGUUAAUCACCCUAUCCCCCAGGGCCAGGGUGUCUCUCCUGUGGUGGCUGCAGAGUGCUCACCUUCUCGAGGGCCGCAGAUUUGGCAUUCAGGACUGGGUCCUGGUGACCACGGAUGCAAGCCUCCGAGGGUGGGGAGCAGUCACACAGGGAAGAAAUUUCCAAGGUCUGUGGUCAAGUCAGGAGACUUGCCUUCACAUCAACUUCCUGGAACUAAGGGCCAUUUACAACGCCCUACGUCAAGCAGAGACCCUGCUUUGCGGUCAACCAGUUCUGAUUCAGUCAGACAACAUCACCGCUGUGGCUCAUGUAAACCGACAAGGCGGCACAAGGAGCAGGGUGGCGAUGGCGGAAGCCACCAGAAUUCUUUGCUGGGCGGAGAAUCAUGUAAGCGCACUGUCAGCAGUGUUCAUCCCUGGGUAGACAACUGGGAAGCAGACUUCCUCAGCAGGCACAACCUCCACCCGGGGGAGUGGGGACUUCAUCAAAAAGUCUUCGCACAGGUUGCAAGUCGGUGGGAACUGCCACAGGUGGACAUGAUGGCAUCCCGCCUCAACAAGAAACUACAGAGGUAUUGCGCCAGGUCAAGAGACCCUCAGGCGAUGGCUGUAGACGCCCUGGUGACACCGUGGGUGUUCCAAUCGGUCUAUGUAUUUCCUCCUCUUCCUCUCAUACCCAAGGUGUUGAGAAUCAUAAGAAAAAGAGGAGUGAGAACAAUACUCAUUGUUCCGGAUUGGCCAAGAAGGACUUGGUAUCCAGAUCUGCAAGAAAUGCUCACGGAGGAACCGUGGCCUCUACCUCUAAGACAGGACUUGUUGCAACAAGGGCCCUGUCUAUUCCAAGACUUACCGCGGCUGCGUUUGACGGCAUGGCGGUUGAACGCCGGAUCCUAGCGGAAAAAGGCAUUCCAGAUUAGGUCAUUCCUACGCUGAUAAAGGCUAGGAAGGACGUGACAGCUCAACAUUAUCACCGUAUAUGGCGAAAAUAUGUUGCUUGGUGUGAGGCCAGGAAUGCCCCUACGGAGGAAUUCCAGCUGGGCCAUUUCUUUCACUUCCUACAGUCAGGAGUGACUUUGGGCCUAAAAUUGGGUUCCAUUAAGGUCCAGAUUUCGGCCCUAUCCAUUUUCUUUCAAAAAGAGCUGGCUUCUCUACCUGAAGUUCAGACGUUUGUGAAGGGAGUGCUGCAUAUUCAGCCCCCUUUUGUGCCCCCGGUGGCACCUUGGGAUCUUAACGUGGUGUUGAGUUUCCUAAAAUCCCACUGGUUUGAACCACUCAAAACGGUGGAAUUGAAAUAUCUCACGUGGAAGGUGGUCAUGCUACUAGCAUUGGCUUCGGCUAGGCGUGUGUCAGAAUUAGCGGUUUUGUCACAUAAAAGCCCCUAUCUGGUUUUCCAUGCGGAUAGAGCAGAGUUGCGGACCCGUCCACAAUUCCUGCCAAAAGUGGUUCAUCUUUUCAUAUAAACCAACCUAUUGUGGUGCCUGUGGCUACUACUGACUUGGAGGAUUCCGAGUUGCUUGAUGUGGUCAGGGCUUUGAAGGUUUAUGUAGCCAGAACGGCUAGAAUCAGGAAAACAGACUUUGUUUAUCCUGUGUGCUUCCAACAAGCUUGGUGCUCCUGCUUCAAAGCAAACUAUUGCUCGCUGGAUCUGUAACACGAUUCAGCAGGCUCAUUCUGCGGCUGGAUUUCCGCUGCCAAAAUCAGUUAAGGCCCAUUCCACUAGGAAGGUGGGCUCUUCUUGGGCGGCUGCCCGAAGGGUCUCGGCAUUACAGCUGUGCCGAGCGGCUACUUGGUCAGGUUCAAACACUUUUACAAAGUUCUACAAGUUUGGUACCCUGGCUGAGGAGGACCUUGUGUUUGCUCAUUCGGUGCUGCAGAGUCAUCCGCACUCUCCUGCCCGUUUGGGAGCUUUGGUAUAAUCCCCAUGGUCCUUACGGAGUUCCCAGCAUCCACUAGGACGUUAGAGAAAAUAAGAUUUUACUUACCGGUAAAUCUAUUUCUCGUAGUCCGUAGUGGAUGCUGGGCGCCUGUCCCAAGUGCGGACUUCUUCUGCAGUACUUGUAUAUAGUUAUUGCUGCAAUAAGGGCUAUGUUAUUGUUGCAUCAGGGUUGAACUGAUGCUCUGUUGUUGUUCAUACUGUUGACUGGGUAAGUUUAUCACAUGUUAUACGGUAUGAUUGGUGUGGCUGGUAUGAAUCUUGCCCUGGAUUUCCAAAAUCCUUUCCUUGUACUGUCAGCUCUUCCGGGCACAGUUUCUCUAACUGAGGUCUGGAGGAGGGACAUAGAGGGAGGAGCCAGAGCACACCAGAAUCUAAAUUCUUUCUUAUAGUGCCCAUGUCUCCUGCGGAGCCCGUCUAUUCCCCAUGGUCCUUACGGAGUCCCCAGCAUCCGCUACGGACUACGAGAAAUAUAUUUACCGGUAAGUAAAAUCUUAUUUUUACACUGUGUUCUGUAUGCCAAGGAGGUCUUCAAAUGCCGAUGUGGGAUUUUCCACGAAGUUGGUUACUAGGCGGGGUAAGGGGGUCUGUUGGCAACUAGAACAGUAAGUGCCAGGCUAUAAAUAUGCAGCUAUGAUCAGUAAUAGACGAGAAGGUUGGCUGGGCCCUCCUGGCAUGCAGAGCGCUUUCUUAAUUGCAGGAAAUGGUCAGCCGUUUUAAAACUCAGUUUGGAUAUUCUUCAUCUUGGCCCACAUGGCAAGAAUAGACCCAUUAAUACAAAAUGUCCCAACUAGCUGACCGUCAUGGCUGUCUUCACUGUGAUAUACUGCGAGCUAUGUGUCCAUACACAGGCGCAUGCAGCUAAUCCUCCACAGUGGCUACAUCUAGGUCUAAUUUGGCCACAGGCCCUUUGUAUACCUGAUCCGAUCCUGCAGCGCAUGCUGACUGGGAUCAGCAGGAACCUUGUGCCCAUGCAGUGCAAACCUUUACAUUGUAUAAAAGUAUCUGUUGAAGACUAAUGUGGAAGAAAACAGAACGAGAAUGAACAUCCCCGCAGCUGAAAAUGUGCCUUCUAGAUUCACGCCUUGUGUUCUAUUGAAUACCUAGAGGGCAGGAUGUCCUCCAAACCUAAAAAUGCCUUAACUUAGAACUGUACUUUUUAUAUCUGGGCUACUGAGAGAGCAAAUCCGUUCUUUCCAUGUUGCUGUCAUGCAUAUAUGGCUCAUUCAUUUUGAUUGUCUGUAAUUUUUCCAAAAUCUGUAACCAAUAAAAUUAUUAUUUUUAACCGUU